AUGAAGCUUGACGCCCUCGUAGCCGCCACCUUCUUGGCCACAACCGCCCAAGCCGUCGGCCCCAACGGCCCCGGCGAGCAGCGGCUGACCGGCGAACCCGAGAAGCUGGCCAACUGGCGCUGGCCCAACCCCUUCACCUCCGACGCCCACAAGCAAUUCACCCCCUCCUGCGAGGCCACCGCCAAGUUCGACGCCGAACAGUACAUCCUCGAGGAUCUCAGCGAGCAAGAGCCCAUCGGCCUCCUCGCCUUCCGCGACGCCCUCAAGGAAGUCUUCUCCACCCGCGAGUACCCCGGCAGCUGGGAAGGGAUUGACCCGCACGGGUAUGACCGCGUGCUGCUGCAGAUGGCGUACGAUGAGAUCCCGCUGGCGGUGCGUGAGUGGCAUGAGCACCAGGAACGCACGGAUGGCGAGGGGAAGGGCCUGUUUGCGCUGUACCCGCGCCCGGCUCCCGGGACGCGUGUGAUGCAUACUAUUACGAUUCCGAAGGAGGUGCCGGUGCCGGAGGAGUGGCGCGAACGGGAUAACACGAGGGUGUUGCUGUUUUCGCCGGGGGCCGUGUAUGAGACGUUGCCCCUGUGGGUCGCUGAGGGCAGUGAUUGCGAGGCAACCCUUCGUGACUUGUCCUUGUACACCGGGGAAUUGUCAGAUGGCGGCGUGGUCGCCUACCCGGUCACCCACACCACUCCCAACCGGAAGCAGAAGCGCCGAGAUAUCGAGAUUGAAAUUAAGGCGCAGGUAUUGAAGAAGAACGUUGAGCAGGGUGAGGCCCAGAAGGAGGAGCUGUAG
This is a messenger RNA of Dichotomopilus funicola, 789 nucleotides long. RefSeq lists its product as uncharacterized. NCBI's taxonomy places the organism in Eukaryota, Fungi, Ascomycota, Sordariomycetes, Sordariales, Chaetomiaceae. The record is from RefSeq and is a predicted model, not a curated record. The transcript has 2 exons. Bases 1 to 789 code for a protein of 262 amino acids.